Molecule: messenger RNA, 540 nt
Organism: Nicotiana attenuata
Lineage: Eukaryota; Viridiplantae; Streptophyta; Magnoliopsida; Solanales; Solanaceae
Product: BON1-associated protein 2-like
Exons: 1
Coding region: 1-540 (179 amino acids)
Biological process (GO): defense response
Source: RefSeq, a predicted model, not a curated record
AUGGAAAUCACUAUCAUAUCAGCUCAAGGUCUCAAAAACACCACCACCUGGUGGCGGCUCCGCCCUUUCGCCACCGUCUCAACCGUUGCUACCGCCUCCAUCUCCGCCGCCACCACCGAAGUUUACGCAACUAAUGUAGAUGAAAAUGGAGGUGAAAAUCCAAAAUGGGGUGACAAAUUUCACCUUCCACUUGAUGCUAGUCUAUUUUUACAUGGACAUUUAUGCAUAUAUCUUCAAAUAUAUUCUAAAAUUUUCUUUAACCGUCGGAGUGAGCUAGGGUGGUGUAUGAUUCCGGCGGCCGAUGUUUUCGACAGAUUGCUUCCGACAGGUUUUGUCCGAAAAUUUACUUAUCGGCUAAGAAAUAAAGAUGGUUCAAGAGGUCAUGGAGUUGUAAAUGUUUCUGUGAAAAUGGAAGCUUCGUUUCUUUUAGGAAUGCAACCUCAAAGGUCGCCGUUAAUGGCGUACUUACCGGAGGUGAGUGAUUGCUCGCCGGUACCGAUCAUUGGUAUUCCGGUGACAUCGUCAUCAGCAAAUAUAUAA